This is a messenger RNA of Brassica oleracea var. oleracea, 1810 nucleotides long. RefSeq names its product protein HAIKU1-like. The record is from RefSeq and is a predicted model, not a curated record. The transcript has 2 exons. The coding region runs from base 371 to 1552 and encodes 393 amino acids. NCBI's taxonomy places the organism in Eukaryota, Viridiplantae, Streptophyta, Magnoliopsida, Brassicales, Brassicaceae.
AACACUUGGGGAAGGAAAUGUUCGCAGUGUGACGAUCUUGGCACGUCACUACAGUCUGGCAAAAGACGAUAUUUUUUUCUUCAAAAAUAUAUAAAAUAAAAAGAAAUGCCUUGAGAGACGAUUGGGUCAUCUCAUUUCUUCUUUCUUCGUUGACAGAUUUAAUUUAGGGCUCAUUUGAAUUCUCCUUCUUUCUCAGUUCAGCUCAGGUGGUAAUUGAAAGAUCUGGUUGAAAUCAAGCUCUGGGCUCUUUUGGGUUUUCUCGGAUCCCAAUUCUCAGAUAGAUUUGGACUAAAGAUUUGGACUUUAGCUGAUUUUAAAGAUAAUUCUUCAGAUCAUAUUUGGUAUUGGCUUCUGGAUUGGUAGUGUGGAGAUGGAUGGGCCUCGACAGAAUGAUCAUUUGGGUGUGAACAAGAUUGGGAAGAACAUCAGGAAGAGUCCUCUUCACCAGCCCAACUUCGGUGCCAAUGCUAAUGCUGCCGCUGCUGCGAGGCCUCAAGGGCAGCCUCAGGUUUAUAACAUAAGCAAGACCGACUUCAGAAGUAUGGUUCAGCAGCUGACUGGCUCUCCGUCGCGUGAGAGUCUCCCUCGCCCUCCUCCGCAGAACAGCUCACCAAAGCCUCAGAGCACGCGGUUGCAGAGGAUUAGACCACCACCCUUGACGCAGAUCAACCAGCCUGCGGUUCCGCACCCUACCAUGGCUCCUCUGCAACAUCAUCCUCACGGAUACGUUAGUGGGCCUCCACCACAACCGCGUUUGCUACAAGGCACACAACAACAUCAACAACAGCCAAUGAUGGGUCGAGGGGACCAGUUUUGGUCUAAUACAGCUGAGUCUCCCAUCUCAGGGUAUAUGCGUUACCUUCAAAGCUCACUUGGAGAUGCAGCUCCUAGUGGUAACCAGAUGCAGCCAGGUCAUGAACAUCGCCCAUAUAUACCGGCUCAAGAACAUCGCCCAUAUAUGCCACCUCAUGAACAUCGCCCUUAUAUGCAACCUCAUGAACAUCGGCCUUAUAUGCCAGCUCAGCCUCCGUCUCAACCUCAGCCUUAUAUGCCAGCUCAGGCUCAGCCACAGGCACAACCACAUAUGAUGCCUGGAUCGCAACCUCGCAUGAAUAUGCAGGGCCCACUGCCACCACCGGGGUUAGUUCCAAGCCCAGCACCUCGUAAUCUUCCCUCCCAGCCUCAGUUCAAUGGUCCUGUACCUGGCACGCCCACACUGCCCUCUCCGAGGUUUAAUCAGAUGUAUGGUGGUUUUCCCUCUCCUCGGUAUAAUGGUUUUGGACCACUAAACUCACCUACAUCCCAGUUUGCUCCACCAUCUCCUACUGGUUAUCCGAACAUGUUCUCUCCUAGAUCACCGUACCCAUUGCUAUCACCAGGAGUUCAGUACCCUCAACCACUUACCCCAAACUUCUCCUUUUCACAACUAGCUCAAUCAGAAAAUCAAGGACCCGGUGCAGGAACAGGUCCUCCUCAGCCACCUCCUUCUCCAGGGCUCAUGUACCCGUUAUCCCCAGGGUUCUUCCCAAGUCCAAGAUGGGGUAAUUACUAGGUGCUCCCUAGGUUAGUCUGUACUAUGAAUAGACGCAGCUGCAUAGAUGUGUAAAACGCAAAAAGAUGCUUUUAUAUACAUUCUUUUACUCUGUUUUUUGGUUCUUAUAGGUAAAGGGUAAAACCUUUAACUAGGAAUCUUGGGAUAAUGAUGAUUACUUUUGUUUGUUCGUCACAGAAUCUGCUUUCUUUUGCGUAAUUUGUACACAGGCUUUAAACAAAACUCUGUCAAUUUAUAUGAUUUUUGGCUGUUUUUUUA